AUGGCGGGUUACAGCGCCCACGAAGUGAUUGUUCUGAGUAGUAGCGGAGACGAGGACAUGGGAAGCGGUGCUGAAGAGGACUCGUGGUCGGAAGGGCCGGACGCACCGCAAGGCAGCGAAAGCGAGGACGAUCCAUUGUUCCCUCCGGUAGAACCUGCGCAAGGAAGCGAGGAUGAUGAAUCCAGCUCGAAUGGCGGUGCCGAAAGCGUUGAGGGCGACGGCGAUGUUGACAUGGAAUCCCCAGCCGCAUCACCCUCGCCGGAUGUAGCGCCACCGCAAGCGCCGCAUAUUCCCCGCCGCCAGCCCUACAUCAUGAACCACAACACCGCAUCGUUGCCGCUGCCCGUCAACGUCCCUGUUCCCCCAGCAUUCUCGAGAGCUGGCCUACAAAACUCUGCGCACUUCAAUCAGUUUUUGCGCCACCUGAGGGAUUCAUCCGUGCCAGCCCCGCCUUACUCUGAACACAUGUCGGGGCUUCAAGCCGCUAUCGGCGUGCAGCUGAGUGUAGCCGUCCAGCGAGAGGCUGAUAACUUAGAGACUUGGCGAUCUCUGCUCGCGGCUACAGAAAGCGAGAUCUUGGAGUUGGACCGCCUCCAAUUCAUCAUCACCAGGAUGGCAACCAGCCCCCUUCUGCGCGCCGCCGCCGCGGUUCAAGGCGCAGAUUUAACCAUUCCGCAGUCCCUGCUUGACCGCACGGCUGCACCACCUCCCGACGUAACUUACGGGGUUGACGAGGGCGAUAGUACUGACAGCCCGGCGCCUGAAGGCGCCGCAGAUCAAUCCCACCCUCCGCCAGGUUCUGCGGCUUCGCUGCAGCCUGGAGACGCCGCUGAUGAACCUCACCCACCACCUGGCACUGCAGUUUCGUCCGGGGAACCCGAUGCCGGCGGUCCUGCGUCGCAGGUGACACGGAGGCGGGCUUUCGUGGCGGAUUUGCGACCGGUUAGCUUUGUCGCCGACCACGAAGAGCCAUUGCCGCUAGAAGCAGCGAAUCUUCGCCGGGCUGGUAGUGUGAAGAAAUCUCGUGCGACUGGCCAAUGCGUAGAUGCCAAUCCGGCCUCACCUUUGGCUGGACCUUCUCGCUUGGGUGCUCAGAGCGGUGUGGCGCAGGCUCCCUCCUCUCGCCCCUUCGAUCGAGCUCCUACCCCAGGGCCCAGCUCAUCAACAGCGGACCGCCCGGCCCACACGCGCCGACGCUCUCGCUCCCGAUCGCCGUCUCGCCGCUCUACGGGGCGGCAUGGGAAAAAGCAGCGCCGAGCUCAUGAUGGACAUUGA
This is a messenger RNA of Peniophora sp. CBMAI 1063, 1275 nucleotides long. NCBI's taxonomy places the organism in Eukaryota, Fungi, Basidiomycota, Agaricomycetes, Russulales, Peniophoraceae. The record is from the annotation of a GenBank genome assembly.